Molecule: messenger RNA, 1052 nt
Organism: Varanus komodoensis (Komodo dragon)
Lineage: Eukaryota; Metazoa; Chordata; Lepidosauria; Squamata; Varanidae
Gene: MSX1
Product: msh homeobox 1
Exons: 2
Coding region: 1-909 (302 amino acids)
Biological process (GO): embryonic morphogenesis; regulation of transcription by RNA polymerase II
Cellular component (GO): nucleus
Molecular function (GO): RNA polymerase II transcription regulatory region sequence-specific DNA binding; DNA-binding transcription factor activity, RNA polymerase II-specific
Source: RefSeq, a predicted model, not a curated record
AUGGCCCCGGGGCUGGAAAUGACUUCUGUCCAGAGCGGGGUCAGCGCGGAGGACUCGCCUUCGCCGGCCUUCGGCAAGCCGGGGCCGGCGGGGGCCCCUGGGGGCGCCAUGGGUGGAGAGGAGGACGGCGACAAGCCCAAGGCGGCGCCGGCGCUGCUGCCCUUCAGCGUCGAGGCGCUCAUGGCCGACCACAGGAAGCCCGGCGGCGGCGGCGGCGGCGGCGCCAGAGACAACCUGGCCAGCGGGGCCGACCUGGGAGCGCCCUCGGCCCAGCAGAGCACCCUCAGCCCCAGGCUGGCGGGGCCCUCCGCCUCGGCGCCGGAAAGACCGGCCUCCCCACUGGCCAUCGCCAGCCAUUUUGCCGUCGGGGGAUUAGUCAAACUGCCCGACGAGGCGCUUGUCAAAGCGGAAAGCCCCGAGCAGCCGGUGGACCGGACGCCGUGGAUGCAAAGCCCCCGCUUCUCCCCGCCUCCUCCAAGGCGAGCCAGCCCACCGGCCUGCACUCUCCGGAAGCACAAGACCAACCGCAAGCCGCGAACACCCUUCACCACGGCACAGCUGUUGGCACUUGAGAGGAAGUUUCGGCAGAAGCAGUACUUGUCCAUCGCUGAACGUGCUGAGUUCUCCAGUUCGCUCAGCCUCACCGAGACACAGGUCAAAAUCUGGUUCCAGAACCGGCGUGCCAAGGCCAAGCGACUGCAGGAGGCUGAGCUGGAGAAGCUCAAGAUGGCAGCCAAGCCCAUGCUGCCCCCUGCGGCCUUUGGCAUCUCCUUUCCGCUGGGUGGCCCAGCUGUGGCCGGUGCCUCCCUGUAUGCCUCGUCAGGCCCCUUCCAGCGCGCAGGCCUGCCCGUGACCCCUGUGGGACUCUACGCUGCGCAUGUGGGCUACAGCAUGUACCAUCUCACCUAGAGAGCUGCUGCAUGCCCUCCGGGGAGGAUCUGGGCUGAGGCAGGCAGCCUUCUCAGUAGCCGUCCUGGAGAAAAGGCCGGCGGGGCACUUUGCCCCUCCUGCGCCUUCAGAGAAAGACCGCAGCCAGCUGGGAGGUAAGGAAG